This is a messenger RNA of Cyprinus carpio (common carp), 884 nucleotides long. It is a transcript of the gene cga, whose product is annotated as glycoprotein hormones, alpha polypeptide. The record is from RefSeq and is a predicted model, not a curated record. Gene Ontology annotation, biological process: positive regulation of steroid biosynthetic process; thyroid hormone generation. Gene Ontology annotation, molecular function: follicle-stimulating hormone activity. Gene Ontology annotation, cellular component: extracellular region; follicle-stimulating hormone complex. Lineage: Eukaryota; Metazoa; Chordata; Actinopteri; Cypriniformes; Cyprinidae.
GUCACACACUUGGUCAUGCACACACACACAAAACGGGGCAGACGUAAGCAAGGUAUAAAAGGUCGCUAUACUUGUUUCUGAGAAGACAGAUUGAUCACAUCUCGCAGGAAGUCAAGAACAAAGCAAUCAUGUUUUGGACAAGAUAUGCUGGAGCAAGUAUAUUAUUGUUUUUUAUGCUUAUUCGUCUUGGACAACUGUAUCCAAGAAAUGAUAUGAAUAACUUUGGAUGUGAGGAGUGCAAACUCAAGGAGAACAACAUUUUCUCAAAACCUGGAGCUCCUGUCUAUCAGUGUAUGGGAUGCUGUUUUUCUAGGGCUUACCCCACGCCCCUGAGGUCCAAGAAAACCAUGCUUGUUCCAAAAAAUAUCACAUCAGAAGCUACAUGCUGUGUAGCCAAAGAAGUUAAGCGGGUGCUUGUCAAUGAUGUCAAACUAGUGAACCACACAGACUGCCACUGCAGCACCUGCUACUAUCAUAAGUCUUAAACAAACAACAACAAAAACAUUGUGACAUUCAAGAUUUGCUUGUGUUGGCCUAAAACUAGUUAUAUUCCCAUCUACCUGUCAUUUUACGCCACUUAUUAGUUUUGUUAGCUGUGCAUAUUUACUUUUCUACCAUGCAAAUUAUUCCCUAAAUUGUCAAUGCUGGGUGUUUUUUCCACAACUUCUUUUCCAAAAGGUUGCCAUCAUUAUUGCAACCAACAUUUUAAGAGCAAAUAAUGUGAUAUUUUAUCAUUAAUAAAAUGCAAGAAAACAUCAUCACUGCACUCUGUUUGUUAUUAGUUUAAGCCCUCUUUUGCUGGUAAUUGCCCAUUUAUUUUGUCAUCUUACUUAUGUAAGAUUGUUCAGAUCCAUAUAUUAAAUUAAAAAUAUGAUUGCUUGUGA